UGAUUCCUAUGGAUGAGCAUACACUGUGUACACCCACUGACCGAGAGUUACUCCGGUCGCAUCCCAUACUCACUCACUUUACUUUCGCUCCGAACCCCCCGGUCAAGCCUCUUAAUUUUCGUGUUCACACUCAAUAUCGGUCUUGAACUCUCAUUUAUUUUUAUCUACCCCUUUCCCACAUCCCCAAUCAGUUUGCAACAAUAGCUGAUUUCGUGACGUUCAGACGAUAGUGUUGCCUCCCAGGCAUUUUAGCCCCUGAACCAUCCAUCAUCCACCGCAGAUCAUCCUUCAGGGGCAACCCGCCCCGUGACUAACAACGAUUCUCCCGUCCUCCCCCAGCCUAACUUGGC
Molecule: messenger RNA, 350 nt
Organism: Aspergillus welwitschiae
Lineage: Eukaryota; Fungi; Ascomycota; Eurotiomycetes; Eurotiales; Aspergillaceae
Exons: 1
Coding region: 13-204 (63 amino acids)
Source: RefSeq, a predicted model, not a curated record